CCAAAAUAAAAUCUGCUUCAGAAGAAAUUUUUUGUUUGUACAGAAAACAAAAUCCUCAAAAAAGCAAAAUGUUGAUAUUGCAAGCUUUCUUUAUGUUUGGAGCUUUGAUUUUUACUGUUUGGAGUUCAGAUUCCACAGAUCAUGGAGAAUAUGGAAACGAUAAUGAAUUCAGGAAGUCUAUUUGUGAAAGUGAAAGUGAAGGCCUGCAUUCUGAUAUGGAAAUUUGUUUUAAACUGGAGACAAAGGCGGUACGUGAAGGAAUGUUAGAGUGCCUUAAAAAAGCCUCCCCUGAUACAGAAGAUAAUAUUACAGCCUACGUUAAAGCUGCAUGUGAAAAUAAAGAAAUAUUUCACACGCUUGAUGCUUGUUAUGAAGGGAUGAAGAAUCAAGCAGCGUCAAAGAAAAAAAUGGAAGUUACAAAAGAAGCUGGUGAAUGCUAUAUGGAAGCUGCUAAGAAACAUGGAUUAGAUCUCGUCAUUACUUACUUCGAUGAAGUAUCGAAGUAAAAAAUAUGUGUUCUUCAAGAGGAAAAUAUUGUAAUUCUCCCGAGUAUAAAAUAUUCCGAAAAUAAAAUUACUUGUUUUGA
Molecule: messenger RNA, 586 nt
Organism: Parasteatoda tepidariorum (common house spider)
Lineage: Eukaryota; Metazoa; Arthropoda; Arachnida; Araneae; Theridiidae
Source: RefSeq, a predicted model, not a curated record